UUUUUGUUGUUCUUUUUUCUGCCAUUUCACUUCCCACCCAAUUCGUAACAUGGUCCCAUUACAACGUUGAUUAGCCAGAAUACUAGAAAGCCUCAAAACGCUUUUAACUGUAAAAGGAUUCAUUCAGAGAGCUAGCUGUGCACUUUAAUUUUUGCAGAAGAAGCCAGAACAAAUAUAAUACAACUAUUUCUCUCUCUCUCUCUCUCUUGUCCUGUUGCUGGCUUGCUAUGGCGAAUGAAGAAGAGGCUCCUGAUUUCGAUGCUUUACUAACCAAAGUCAUCACUCUUAUGGGGGAGAUAAUUGAAGAACAUCGGGUCCGUUUCCUCGCCAUAGAGGAGGAUUUAGGUUUUGAUCAGGAACUGAACCAGGUUCUGGACGUCAAAGUGUCGGAUAUCGGUAGCCUUAAGUUGAUUAACUGCGCCAAAAUGCUGACGCUUAUCUUUCAGCGUGCGGUGGAUUUGGCUCAAAUACUCUAUGUGCACGAGGAUUUUCUCUCGUUCUACGCUCCACCCACAGCACCUUCAACAAUAAUUCCAGAACUCAAGAACACCAUAGGAGAGAUGCAUGCUCGGGAGCCCACUGGAACUCACACCCAUGCUUAUUCUGUUCACAAGAUUUCCGGUGCGCUUGACGACUACGUGAAAGAAGCGAGUCGCCAUCAUUUUUAUAUGAACAGAAUUAUCAGUUUUAAGGAGCAAGGAAGCACGGGUAAUAUGGCAGAUUGGUUCGAGGAUGGAGACCUUAGAGCGAUUAUAAUGUGAGAGCAUGGGAGUGUUUAUAUUAGGUGAUGUUUUGCUGGCUGGAAAUGUUUUAACAUUUCGCACCUCUUCCAUGCCACAAUGUUUCAGUUGAAUUGGUUCAGUACUUUAAAUUAAUUAGCUCCGUUCUGUUUCUCUUGAUGUUAUGUUUUUUUUACUGUAUUUUGGGAAAACUUAUUUACUCUUCUAAAGGGGACUUGAUCGACUGCUGUUUCAUGUCAUGGUAAUAUGGCCUGAUUUGAUAUCUUGUAUGGUACAGUGUAUUCAUUGCCAAUCAG
Oldenlandia corymbosa var. corymbosa is the source of this 1036-nucleotide messenger RNA. Lineage: Eukaryota; Viridiplantae; Streptophyta; Magnoliopsida; Gentianales; Rubiaceae. The record is from the annotation of a GenBank genome assembly.